This is a messenger RNA of Neltuma alba, 1204 nucleotides long. RefSeq names its product reticulon-like protein B1. The record is from RefSeq and is a predicted model, not a curated record. Gene Ontology annotation, biological process: response to bacterium. NCBI's taxonomy places the organism in Eukaryota, Viridiplantae, Streptophyta, Magnoliopsida, Fabales, Fabaceae. The coding region runs from base 104 to 871 and encodes 255 amino acids. The transcript has 5 exons.
AAUUUUCGCUUUCGAGGGUCCUUUUCCUCCAGACGUUUCGAAACUAGCCUUAGGGUUCUUGUUGAUUGCCGAUUGGAAGCGCGAAAUUUUCAGUUUGUGAAUCAUGGCCGAGCAUCACGAGCACGACGAGCCAAAGUCUGAAUCAUUGCUAGACAAGGUAUCUGAGAAGAUUCAUGACCACCAUUCCUCAUCGUCUUCGUCUGAUUCCGACAACGAAAAGAAUAAAUCAACUCCUUCAAUCCAGUCCAAGGUUUUCCGACUUUUUGGAAGGGAAAAGCCUGUUCAUAAUGUCCUUGGUGGUGGAAAACCGGCCGAUGUUAUGCUAUGGAGGAAUAAGAAGAUAUCAGCUUCUGCUCUUGGUGUUGCAACGGCUGUCUGGGUUCUAUUUGAAUUGCUUGAAUACCAUCUACUCACUUUGGUGUGCCACUUCCUAAUUCUUGCUCUGGCAAUUUUGUUCCUGUGGUCCAAUGCCUCAACUUUUAUCAACAAGACGCCACCACGGAUCCCAGAAGUUCACAUCCCGGAGGAACCUGUCCGACAGUUUGCUUCUGCUCUUAGAACUGAGAUCAAUUGGUUUCUGGCUACUUUGAGGGAUAUUGCAUCAGGGAGGGAUCUCAAGAAAUUUCUUUCUGUAAUUGCAGGGUUAUGGGUUUUCUCUAUUAUGGGGAGCUGUUGCAACUUCUUGACGUUGUUCUAUAUAGCCUUUGUUUUGCUUCACACUGUUCCUGUGCUCUAUGAGAAGUAUGAAGAUCAAGUGGAUGCCUUUGCGGAGAAGGCAACCGCGGAGAUGAAGAAGCAUUAUGCGGUGUUUGAUGCCAAGGUUUUGAGUAAGAUUCCCAAGGGACCUCUGAAAGACAGAAAGAAGGACUGAAGUGGCUGACAAUUGUUGUGCAUUUGGGUUUACAUCAAUAUCCUGUUAUACUUUGGACCCCGUCAUUAGUUAAAGCGCUAUCUUGUUAUAAUCUUAGCUUUUUAGGGCUUCUUGGAAGAAUGGCUGUGGAAGGAAGGAAAUAUUCUUUCCGCUUCAGCUGCUUUCCUAGUUGUCAUUCCAAUUCUAAGUGAUAUGUAUUUCUUGUCUUCUUUUGGUUUAAAUUUAAGAUGAAGAGUUCAGGGGGUUUCUGUACAUCCAGGGUUGACUUUCCGUUUAUUUAUAGUCAUGAUAAACCUUAAUGACACUGAUUUCAUGGAGUGCACUUGUCUGUUU